Molecule: messenger RNA, 216 nt
Organism: Arabis nemorensis
Lineage: Eukaryota; Viridiplantae; Streptophyta; Magnoliopsida; Brassicales; Brassicaceae
Source: the annotation of a GenBank genome assembly
AUGAACCAAUACAGCCAAACCCAAUCUGCAGGAGCUUAUCCUACGCCGCCCGUAUCUACCGGUCCGUACGUUGCACCGCCACCACUUGGUUACCCAACGAACGACACGAGCCAUGUCAAGGUGGCUCCGGUCGAGACAAAGUCUAAGGGUGAUGGAUUCUUGAAAGGCUGUCUCGCGGCUAUGUGUUGCUGUUGCGUCCUCGAUGCUUGCUUCUAG